AUGAUGUUUUUCAAUUGUGAAAAAAGUCAGAAUUCAUAUAAAUCAUGUCAUUUUUCUUGUUUGGAGUGUGAUGGUCCAACUAAACAUGACUGUUUGACUUGUGAUUAUUCUUAAAAUAGAAUAUAUUUAGAGGAGUAUAAAGUUUGUCUUUGUAUUUAUGGAACAACAGAUUUAGAUAAUUAAUGCAUAGAUUAUUCUACAUAUGGAAUAAAUAUUAUUGAAAAAAUCAAAUAAGAAUUCAAGUGUUCAUAUGGUUAUUUUGAAUUUGAAAAUAAUUGUUGGAAAUGGUAUUAUUAUAUAAUAUUAUCUUAGUCCUUCUACAAUAAGAGAUAAUUUAAUUAAAUGUGUUGAUUGUAUUAUAAAUCCAAAAACUUGGAUAUACAAUCCAUAUUGUUAAUAUGAUUUCGUAACAGAUAAUACUUAAUCUCCUUAUAUAAAAAUUGAUUAUGAAAAAGUAUAUUAUACUUUUGAUGGAAUGGAAUUAAAAGUAUGUGAACAUUGUGAUAGCAUUCCAAAUAUUUAUUAAGAUUAUAUGAUUACUCAAAAUCGUGUUUAUUCCUUCUGUUAGAACUGCAAUUUUGAAUCAACAGAAUAUCAAAAUACAUAAGAUAGAUUUUCUUGUUUCUUUUUUGAAAAUUGUUAAAAUUGUGAAAUAAAUAUAUCUUAACCAUAAUGCACUCAAUGUAGAAUGAAUUAUGUUUUGAAGGAUGGUAUUUGUUAAUUUUACUCAAUUCAAAAUACAAAAUAAUAAAUAUGUGAUAGUCCAAAUUAUAUUAAUUUUAAUAACAUUUGUAUUUUAUGUCCUAUUUAGAAUUGUCGUUUUUGUUUUGAAUAUUUAAGAAAUGAUCAUAAGAAAAACACAUUAUUUAUAAAAUAAUAAUUUAGUACAAUUGAAGAAGAAAUAUUGAUUGGAUGUGCUGAAUGUCUAAAAGGAUAUAUAUUUGAUUUUACUAUAGGAUAAUGUAUUUAUUAAUAGACAAAAUUAAAUAAUUGUUUAAGAUCAUAUAUUAAUUAAUAAAAUGAAGAAUUAUGCACAUUGUCAUCAAUUAAUGAUUUUACUGUUGCUCCUGAAAUAUCAAAUUGCCAAAAUAUAUUAUAUUAAUGUAAAUAAUGUGUUUAAACCCCUUAAUAUAUUCAAAAAUGUAUUAUUUGUGAAGAAGGAUAUUCAUCAUCUUUAAAUACAGGAAUUUGUUAAUUAAAUUAGAAUUUACCAAAUACAAAAUAUGGUGUUUUAUGGCCUGAUUCUAAUAUUUGGUCAAUGCUUGUUUAGAGCUUUACAAUAUUAUUUAUGUAAAAUACACCUGGAAUUUAUAAUUCAAUUAAUAGAUUGAUUAAUUUCUCUGUUGAAUGUCUUGAUGGUUAUGAAAUAAUAGGACAGAAAUGCAUGAAAUACUGCGAUAAAAAUUGUUAGAAAUGUCUAAUAUAAGAUAGUUUAAAUAAAUUUACUUGUACUUUAUGCUCUUUAAAUUAUUAUCAAUAACCUUAUAGAGUUUAAGAUAAUGGAAAAUGUAUAGUAUGUCCACCAUUAUGUUUGGUAUGCCAAGAAAGAUCUAUUGAUAGUAUUUUGGUAUAGUUUAUUUACUAUUUUAGAAUAUAAACCCUUAUUUCAUAAUCAAUGAAACCAAUAUUUAAUAUACUACCUAUUGUGUAUAAAGUAUCCAAAAUUCCAAUGUAUUUGUGGACCCAUAUCUUUAAAUUGCUUAAUAUAGUUAUAGUGAUGAAAUAUAAAAAGCUUAUGAAUAUCCAGUAAUCAAUAAUAGAUAUCUUUAGGUUCUUUGGCUUUGUAGUGGUGAUUCUACUAUAUUUGAAUUAAAUAAUCUUGAUUCCUCAUACUUUAACUAAAUUGGACUUUAACAAUUCAUACUUAAAAUGUAAUUAUAAAAUCCUUGCGGAGGGAGAGAGAUAAUAAAUAAUUUGAAAACAACAAUAUUUUCACUUCAAAUAAUUAAAUUAUAAUUUACUGGAAUUCUAUUACCUUUAGCUCUUGAUAAUACUUUAAAUUUUUCUAAUUUUGAUUAAGUUGAAUUUAGUAAUUUAUAAAUUAAGAUAAAAGAUGUUUUGAAAUUUAUAUUUUUUAAUAGAGGUAUGCCAAUAGAUUUUAUAAUAUAAAACACUAGUUUUUAUUCAAAUAAAUUAAGUUCAACAGAGUUUAAAAUCUAAUUUGAUGUCUACUAAAUAUUUCAUAUGUAUAAUAUAUCUAUUUUUGAUGCCAAUUUUAAUAAUAUUAUUAUUUUCAAGGUAAAUUCCACAAAUUUAAAUGAAGAUAUUUUAAUAGAUUUAUUUUUUUUGACCAAUUGUACUUUUAAUAAUACAGUUUUGUUUUCUUUCAAAACGACUUAAAAAAAAUUAGUAAUACAAAACCUUUUUAUUGAUUAAUGUUAAUUUUAUAAUUCUUUAUUAUUUAGUUUUAAUUAGGAUAUAGAUUACUAAUCUACAAUUAUUAUUUAAUCAAUCACAAUCAAGAAUUCUUAAUUUAACAAUUCUUAAUUUAUAUAAAGUUAUGAUAAAAAUAAACUUUCAAUCUUAUUUUUUUAAAUGAUAGAAAACAAAAUAGAAAAUUCAUAGUUAUUAAGAAUUAGCAAUGAUUUCUCAAUCUUUAAUUUAUUAAUUAAGUAAAAUUUUUUUAUUGAAUCUAUUUUGAUUGAAAAGUUAUUCUCAAAUUCAUAUGAAAAUAAACUAAUAAUUAAUGAGAUUCAAGUAAUCUCAAAUAUUUUCCAAAACUUUUAAGUACUUGUUAUAAAUGAAAUAAAAAUACCUUAUUUAAUUGAAUUAAAAAAUCUUGAUUUUAAAGAUAAUAUUAAUCCUUAAAUGGAUAUUCAAGAGUAUUUAUUUUAACUCAGUUCUUCCAUUCUUAAAAUAUAGAAUGUAUUUCUACUAAAUACUAUCAACCUUCGCUAUUUUUCUUUAUUUAACAUCACUACAAUUAAUAUUGAGAAUAUUACUAUUGAAAAUGAAUUAUAACAGCAUAGAAUUCCUCUUCAAUAAUAUUGUCUGAUUAACCAAUAAUUUCAUUCAAAAUUAUUAUUUUUGCAGGGAUUCUAAAGCAUAUAUAUGAGUUUUAUAAUUUUAAAGAAUUAAAUCUCUAUGGAUUAAUCCCUUAUUGAAAUUCUAUCAAAUGUAGAAAUUGGUACAUAAAAAACUGAAAAAAUUUUUAUUGAAAAUGUAAAUGUAACUAGAAAUAUUUUAUUGAGAACUAAUUAAGGUAAUGUUUUUUCAAUUAUUUCAAUAUUUUCAGAAAAAGUUUAACAAAUUAAUUUACAAAAUAUAUUCUUUUCGGAAAAUUCUUACCAUUAAUACAUGGUAGAUCUGACAUUAAAUUCUGCAAGUCUUUUGUUUAUUAGUUCAUUACAUAGUUAUGUUCUAAUUUAAGAUAUUAAAUGUUUAGAAAAUUCAUUAACAAAUUCUUCUAAUUCUUUCAUAAAAAUUAGUUCUAAUUAAAUAACAAUCAUUUCAAUUAAAAUAUCCAAUCAUAAUUAUAUUAGAAAGGAAUUCUGGAAUGAAUUUUAUGAACUUUAAUUACAAGAUAAUCUUAAUGAAAUUGAAGUUAAUUAUAUGAUUUAAUAAGUACUUUCAUUUUAAAAUAAUGGAGGAGCAUUAUAAAUUUAUGCUGAUACAUUCACUAUAGAAAAUAGUCUAUUUUUAUACAUUAUCGCAGAAAGUAGCUUUGCUUUAAAUAUCAUCACUAAAGGAAACGGAUUUGUCACUCUUAGUAAUUUAUACAUAUCUAAUUGUUAAAAUAAUUUAUUCUUAAAUUCUGAGAGAGAAGGAUCAAUUAGUAUUAAUUCUAAAAAUAGUUAUUUAACUUUAAUAAUAUAAAAUUUUACUUUAAAAAACUUAUACAAUAAAUUGGCUCCAUCUAUACUGUCUAUUUAAUCUUCAGAUAUAAAAAAUGACAUCAGUAUAAAAAAUGGCCAAAUUUUGAAUUGUUUUUCUUUAAAAAAUUCAUUUGUAGCAUUUUUAUUUAAUCCUGAAAAUGCUAAUUAAAAUUAAGUGAGUAUUGAAAAUAUUCUGAUUGAAUAAAAUGAAUAAGAUCUAUUAUUCUUCAAUUCAUAACUAGAAUUAUUAGAUCUAAUAACAUUAUCAAAAAUUACAUAAGAUAAUGCCAUAUUUAAUAUUUUAGGUUGUAAUUUAAAAAUCAAAAAAUUAACAUUUAAUGGGAUUGUUCAAUCCUCUAUUUUUAAGUUAAUAAAUUGUGUGAAAUUAUUGUUAUUUGAUAUUAAUUUUGAUGAAGUUACAAUAUUUUAUAAUUUGAAAUUGAUUCAUAUUGAAUAAGAUGUAUAAUUUAAGUCAUUAAUGCAAAUUCAUAAUGUACAUAUUCAACAUAUCAAUAUUUUUAAUAAUAAGAAUUAUAAAUUUUAGAUUAUUUAUCCAAAUUUUUUUAUUGACUAUAAAAGUUGUAAAAUAUAAAAACUUGUAUCACAAUUGAAUAAGAAUCAAUAGAUAGAAAAAUUAUUUAAUAAUUUUGAAUAAAUUUAAUUUUAUUCAACUUAAAAUGGGUCAAUUUUUGAAAUUAAUUGUUCAAAUAAUGAAACUAAAAUAUAUUUGAAAUAGAUAAUUCUAAAUAAUCACGAAUGCUAAUUUUGUAAAAAUGGUCUAAUAUUCCUAUAAUUGGUUGACUUUACUUAAAUAAGGAUUGAGGAAUUUUUAUGUAUUGGAAAUAUUAUCAAUUCAUUUGGAUGUAUUACUGCUUCAUCUGAUCAAAAAACUAAAGGAAAAUUAUUUGUCUUUAAUUCUUUUUUUAUUAAUAAUUCAGGCAGUUAAGGAAUAGCAUUAAGUUCAAUAAAUGUUAAGACAAUUUUACAAAACUUAAAGAUUUUAAAUAACACUGCUAUUUUAAUAGGAGGUGGAUUAUUUUUAGAUCUUACAAGUGAUGAGUUUUAGAUAAAAUUCACUAUUAUAUCAAAUAACAAAGCAAGAGAAGGUGGAGGAAUCUAUUUAAAUGGAGAUAGCACUUUAAAUUAAAUAAAUUUUCAUAAAUCUCUUCUAGUUCUUAAUUAAGCUUAACUAUAGACAAAUAAUCUUUAAGAAUUACCCUCUCAUUUAGAUUUAUCAAUUAAUUUCUAGACUUUGCUUUCAAAUAAAUAAAUAAUUGAAUAAAAGCAAAUAAGCUAAUUAAAAUUAAAUCCAUAUAGAAUUAUUGAAUAAGGUAAAUCAUUUAUGGCAAAUUAAUUAAUGAUACCAAGUAAUUAAGAGAUAUUAAAAUAUUAAAUAUACUAUCCAAAAUAUUUGAAAUAUAUUUCCUAUAUAACAGAAUUUUCUAUUUCUUUUAAAAAUAGAUUUAAUGAACAAUUAUUAAAUUUUUCUGAUUCAAGUUGCUUAAUAGUCUAAUCAACAUUUGACAUCAAUACUUUAGAAAAAUUGGGAUCAACUAAUAUUUCAUUGAUUGAAUUUAAUUAAAUUACAAAUAAUUUUAAUUUAGGAACAUUAAUUUUUAGUAUGAAUCCUUAUAAUCAAAGUGCCCUUGUCUUUAAAAUUUCAGCUUUUUGUAAAGCCAAAAAUUAUACUGAAGAAUUAUAAUAUGAUAUUAUAAUAAAGGGUUUAGUUUGCUAAUUAGGCGAAUUUUAUCAUUAAAAUGGUUGUUCAACUUGUUAAGAUAACUAAGGAUUCUAUUCUGUUACAUAUAAUGCUACAAAAUGUUCAAUUUUUGAUAAGUCAAAAUUUGAAGCCAUUACUUCUAAUAAUAUAAAUUUGAAACUAGGUUUUUGGAGACCACAUUAUUUAUCAGACAUUAUUGUUGAUUGUUUCAAAAGUCUAUAGUCAUGUAAAGGUGGUUGGACUGUAGGGGAUGAUACAUGCAUAAUUGGGCAUAUUGGAGGAUUAUGUGAAGAGUGCGAUAAAUAUAAUAUAAGAGGAGAUGGGUAUUAUUUUAAAAAUGAUCAAAAUAUAUCAUGUUUAAAUUGUAAUUAUAAUUCUGCUAAUAUUUUAUCUGUAAUUUUGAUUGCACUUUGGUAUUUAAUUUAUUUUAUUUUUAGGGCUAUUAUUUCAACAUUGAUAACGUUAAGGAGUGUAGAAAAAACAAAUUAAGCAUUUAUGUAAUUAAAAAUAAAUCAAAAAUUUUCAAAUAUACUAUUUAAAUUAAAUUUUGGUAAGUAUUAAUAUAUUAUUUUUUAGAUCAAGAGAGUAUUUUAUUGAAACUUUAUCUUAAUUAUUUAUGGAUAUUUUCUUUAAUUUUUACUUUUAACAUUUAAUUUUCUUUUUCAUUUAUCUUUGUUAACAAGAUGAGUGAUACAUCUUAUUUUAUGACUCGUAAUUUAGACUGUUAAAUUAUUUAAUCAUUUAAAAUGGAAUUAAUAUAUAGUAGAGUAAUAGUGAUGAUAACUUUAAUCAUUAUUUUAAUUUUAAUCAUUUAAUCAGGAAUAUCAAUUUUUUCAAUAAUAACAAAAGUUAAAUUCCACAAUAAUAUACUUUCAAUUACUUUACUUUAUUUGUAUAUAUAAAACUUUGCAGCCAUUAUAAAUCAGUAAAUAAUUAUAAUAAAUUAAGGCUUUUAUCAAUAGUGGCUAAAAGAUAAAUUUCAAAUAUUGAUUAUGUUUAAGGAGAUGUGUCAUUACUCUUUUAAACUUAACAUCAUUACUCGUGGAUAGUUAAAUUUGCAAUACCAAUCUCAAUGAUAUUAGGAUUUAUUUUACCAAUAGUAUUACUUUGUUUUUUGUACUUUAAUAAGGAAUAAUUUAACAAAAUAAAAUUUAGAAGACAUAUUGGUUAUUUGAUUAAUGAAUAUAGAAAGAAUAGGUUUUUUUGGGAAUGGAUAAAAUUAUGGAAGAAAACUACAAUCAUUAUUAUAUUGAUUUAUUUUGAAACAAAUGUAUUGUUGAAAGGAUUCUUAAUUGUAGUAUGUUUAAUGAUCUACUAAUUUAUGACAUAUUAAUAUCAACCAUACAUAUAUGAAAAAUUAAACAAAUUAGAUCUUUAAACAGGGUAAUUAUGUUCAUUAGCCAUAAUCUUAGCUGCAGUAAAAUAUAAUUCUGAAUAAGAAUCAGAUAAUUUCUCGGCAGGGGUUUUGUAAAUUGUUAUAAUCUUACUAAGUAUAGGAUUUAGCUAUCCAUAUAUUUUUAAAAUUCUCUAAGUUUAUUAUUAAAAAUACAAAGAAUAGUUUAUCAUGCUUUUAAUAGUAAUUUUAACUAAAUUAUCACCUAAAUAAAACUUAAUUUUCAAAUUUACAAAUAAACUAAAUUUAUGGAAAUAAAAAUAGGAUAGAAUAAAAAGGAAUUUCAACAAAAUGAGAUUUUAAACAAUCCUAAAAAAGCGCUUUAAUAAUAAAGAGUAAAUAUAUUCUAUAAUCAUAGUCAAAUUCAAAUGAAUAUCCCAAACACAACCCAAUAUUAAGAAGAUUAACCAUAAUUCAAAUUUUUGAUUUCAUAAAAAGAAUGA
Messenger RNA from Paramecium pentaurelia, 7371 nucleotides. Lineage: Eukaryota; Ciliophora; Oligohymenophorea; Peniculida; Parameciidae. The record is from the annotation of a GenBank genome assembly.